Messenger RNA from Sorghum bicolor (sorghum), 2118 nucleotides. Its product is annotated as putative serine/threonine-protein kinase. Gene Ontology annotation, biological process: protein phosphorylation. The record is from RefSeq and is a predicted model, not a curated record. The transcript is spliced from 7 exons. The coding region runs from base 517 to 1674 and encodes 385 amino acids. Gene Ontology annotation, molecular function: ATP binding; protein kinase activity. Lineage: Eukaryota; Viridiplantae; Streptophyta; Magnoliopsida; Poales; Poaceae.
AGCGGCGGACUCCCCCCACCAGUCCACCACCCCAGCCGGUGUUCAAUUUCCGGGCCACACCGGUGGGGCGCUGGGUAGGAGAAGUACUUGGGUCGCCGGUUUUGGUGGCGCUACAAAACUUGGACUUCCACGGUGUGGUGGGUGGCUGGGUGCGGGCCGCCUGCCGAUCUGUGACCACGCGCGUCGCCACAGAGACAGAAGCGAGCAAAGAAAGCGGCAGCUAGGCGGGGCACGGCGGAACGUGUUUAUCAAGAAGACAGCCAAUCCCCCCUUCACCCUGUCCGCGGACAGGCAGCGUCGGUGCGCCGGCGGUGCCAACGCGGAGGCGGACGGAGCGCUGGGGCGCCAGCGCGCGGGGAGGGAGGGGAGCGGAGGAAGGAGACAGCCCGGAGCUUCGGCUGUCUGCUUUUGCGGCCUGCGGGAGCGAUCCCGUAUUCCGUCGACCAGUUCCGGGCACGAACUAGAACUGCCUUCACAUAAACUUCUGGAGGAGGCAGCGGGAUUGGGAUUUGGAACAUGGGGAGUUCGGUCGGCUGCCUGUUAGGCGGCUCCAAGUCCAGGCAAGAUUCGUCUCCUCGUUCAGGUCAUGUAUUAUCAAGAGCUGGAAAUAAUGUACAGGUAUUCUCCCUAAACGAGUUGAAGACUGCCACACGAAACUUUCACAUGUUAAAUUGCAUUGGCCGCGGGGGUUUCGGAGCGGUGUAUAAGGGAAACCUGAAAGAUGGCACUCAAAUUGCAAUUAAAAAGCUUGCAGCUGAGUCAAAACAAGGAAUUAGUGAAUUCUUGACAGAGAUUAAUGUCAUAUCAAACGUUAGGCACCCAAACCUUGUCAAGCUGAUUGGCUGCUGCGCUGAAGGGAGUAACAGACUAUUGGUGUAUGAGUACGCCGAGAAUAAUAGUUUGGCAAAUGCUUUGCUUGGACCAAAGAAUAAAUGUAUCCCAUUGGACUGGCAGAAAAGAGCUGCUAUAUGUAUCGGAACUGCUUCUGGCCUUGCUUUUCUUCAUGAGGAAGCACAACCACGCAUUGUCCACCGUGAUAUCAAGGCUAGCAACAUUUUACUUGAUAAAAAACUGCUGCCCAAAAUUGGAGAUUUUGGAUUGGCCAAGCUUUUUCCUGAUACUGUCACUCACAUUAGCACGCGUGUUGCAGGAACAAUGGGUUAUUUGGCACCAGAGUAUGCUUUGUUGGGACAGUUAACCAAGAAAGCAGACAUAUAUAGUUUUGGCGUGCUUCUUCUUGAAGUAAUAAGUGGUGAAAGCAGCAGCAAGUCGACUUGGGGGCCUGAUAUGCAUGUUCUUGUGGAAUGGACAUGGAAGCUGCGGGAAGAAGGAAGACUCUUGGAAAUUGUUGAUCCAGAGCUGGAAAACUACCCAGAGGAGCAAAUGCUUCGUUUCAUCAAGGUGGCACUGUUGUGCACACAAGCCACGUCCCAGCAGAGGCCAUCCAUGAAGCAGGUUGUCAAUAUGCUAUCUAACCAAUCAGAAAUUGAUCUGCAAAAUGUAGUUCCACCAGGUGUGCUGAAAGAACCUCGGCCGCGUACCGGUGGCUUUGGGGGUUUGACAGCAGACACGUCCUCAAGUCAAAGCACCAAAGGCAAUCCAGCUGAAUCAUACAGUACACAGACCAACAUGAACAGCUGUCAAUUUAGCACAACUGACGUAUCACCAAGGUGACGUGAUAGACUAUCACCUGCAAAGCUUGUUUGACGUCUGCAGAGGUGUUCCACACCUCCCACAAGGUUUACUGUGCUGAGCCCUGACAUAUUCUCUUCAUAUGGAAAGGCCUGAUCCAUUUUCAUCCUGUUUUAGAGCUACAUAGGAUGCGAAGGCCGCUGUGAAUUGCUGAUGUACAGGAAUUGUAGCUCGUCUUUUUUUUUUGUGCAAAGGAGGGGAAUUGUAGCUCGUCCUUUUUUUUUGGUACAAAGGAGGAAUUGUAGUUCAAUUUGACUGUUGCUUUUAUGUUCUUUAUUAAAGCCUGUUGUAGGGACACAUUGCAAGAGUACAAGACUAGUGUAUUCGAAAAUUCAAAAAUUGUGCUCGGAGUAUGAGCAAGAAAGCUGUGAAGAACAGCUACGAUGCACAAUAUGUUAAUGUUCCAUACAUUUUUUUAGACUAUCA